This is a messenger RNA of Lodderomyces oxycetoniae, 7065 nucleotides long. RefSeq names its product bifunctional hydroxyethylthiazole kinase/thiamine-phosphate diphosphorylase (gene THI6). The transcript is spliced from 4 exons. NCBI's taxonomy places the organism in Eukaryota, Fungi, Ascomycota, Pichiomycetes, Serinales, Debaryomycetaceae. Gene Ontology annotation, biological process: thiamine biosynthetic process. Gene Ontology annotation, cellular component: endoplasmic reticulum. Gene Ontology annotation, molecular function: UDP-glucose:glycoprotein glucosyltransferase activity; thiamine-phosphate diphosphorylase activity; magnesium ion binding. The coding region runs from base 1 to 7065 and encodes 2354 amino acids. The record is from RefSeq and is a predicted model, not a curated record.
AUGAGAGAGUUUGGCCCUGAAUUGUACAAGCUAUACUUGGUAACGGACUCUACCAUGGUCCCUAAGUCAAAGACUUUUUUGGGACAAGUUAAAGAGGCGAUUGAAAAUGGAGUAACUAUUGUUCAAUUGCGGGAAAAGACACUAUCGACUCGGGAAUUUAUCGAGCAAGCUAAGAAAGUACACGAGCUUACAAAGUUAUAUAAGAUUCCUUUGAUUAUUAACGAUAGGGUUGACGUAGCCAUUGCUGUGGAUGCUGAGGGAGUUCACGUUGGCCAGGAUGAUAUGCCAGCCAAGUUAGUACGGCAAAUGAUUGGUGAUGAUAAAAUUCUUGGUGUGACUUGCUCUACACCAAAGGAGGUACAAGAGGUGAUGGAUGACGACGUUGCUGAUUAUGUUGGGUUGGGCACUGUGUUUGCUACAACCACUAAGAAGGAUGUUAAAAAUCCUGGCGGUAUUGGGCCAAUAGGUAUAAGGGAAAUGCUCAAGGUGAUGGGAAAACAUCCUCGCAAUAUUGCUAGUGUUGCGAUUGGAGGCAUCAAUGAGACAAAUAUCAAUUUUGUCACUUAUCUGUGCCGAGUGACGAAAAAAGCAAUCGAUGGUGUUGCAGUGGUUUCGUGUAUCAUGGCUAGUGAAGAUGCUGCUGCUGCUACAAUGAAACUACUUGAAAACAGCCAACAGGGGUAUGAUGAUGGUGAUAUUUCUAGCUUCAACAACGAGGAAUGUUUGUCCAAUGACAAACAUGAGGCAAAGUUGAAAAAGUUGUUAGAUUCUCAUCCUCUAGUACAUCAUAUUACAAACAAUGUUGUUAAAAACUUCAGUGCAAAUGUCACAUUAGCAAUAGGAGCAUCUCCCAUUAUGUCUGAACUAGCGGAGGAGUUUGAAGAAUUUGCAAGCAAGAUUUCGAAUAUGGGAUUAGUGUUGAAUCUCGGCACACCAAGUGAACAGUUGAUGGAGGUUUUUCUCAAGGCGAUGAAGGUAUACAAUCAGUACGACAAACCAAUAGUAUUUGAUCCUGUUGCAUGCGGUGCUUCCAAGAAUCGUCUCGAUUGCUGUAGAAGGAUAUUAAAUGUAGGUAGGGUUAGAGUGAUUAAGGGGAACAUUGGUGAAAUUAUGGCAAUUUGGAAAUUAACAUCCACUUGUUUGUCUCUUAAUGCAACCGGCUCAGACAAGAACUCGAUGAGAGGUGUUGACUCAACAGCCAACGUACUGGAAGAGAUACUAACUAAAAUCGCAAAAGACAUCAUCGAUGAUUUUAGCGUCAUUGUGGUGAUAACAGGCCCAACAAACUAUAUCUACUCUACGGAAAACAGGUUCAUCAAAGUAGAAGGUGGAAGUAAAUUGAUGAGUUUGGUCACUGGCACAGGAUGCUCCUUGGCAAGCGUUAUAGCUGCGUUUUUGGCGGCAAAGGCUGAUGGCACAACCACAACAAAAACCUCCCAUUGCGACUACUUUGCUUGUGUUGCAGCUGCUGUAAAGUUAUACAACGAUGCGGGUAGAAUUGCCGCAUCAAAAUGUCAAGCUCCAAGCUCAUUCAUGACUCAGUUCAUCGAUGAAUUCGCCACUGCUGUCGCGAUACGAUACGAUACGAUACGAUCCAAGGGAAUGGUUCGAGAAGGACAAGGUAAGUUUCCCGUCAAAAAAGUGAAUCGGCCUUCGCCCGUUGCGAAUGUGGGCAAGAUUGGUUCUUUAACGCGUUAUCCCGAUCGAGAGUAUGCAAACUCUUUGCUACACGAUGCAGUCAAAGCAUUAGCACCUGUUAUUCACGAGUACGGCUUCAAGGUUGGUUUACUAUGCGAGAUGUUUCCAAAAAGUCCAAACUUAUUAGGACUCAAUAUCAACAAGGGACAGAAAAUUAUGUUGCGACUAAGGUACCAUCAUAAUGACAAACUGUUUUUACCAAUGUGUGACAUUAUAGGGACUUUGCUUCAUGAAUUGACUCACAAUGUUCAUGGUCCCCAUAACAAGUUGUUUUAUGACUAUUUGGCCGAAUUAGAGAAAAAAUACUAUGAACUACAAGUAGGUAACGUUAUGCGGUCUGGCUAUCGAUGUGAGGAAAACGUUCUUGGCCGAGGAAAUUUACUAGGUACUGGUCUUGUCGAUGUACGUGCGCGACGCCUUGCUACAAUGAACAAACCAAAGUUCAAAACAGAGACACUACAGUUAGCACUGGAUUCUAAGGUAAAGAGGCCUGAAAAUUUGAGGCAAGCAAUACUAGACGCGGCUCAACGACGGUUAUUAGACUCGAAACAAUGUAGUUCUCAUCUUGAUGCAAAAGAAGAAAUACCUACAGAUCAGGAACUAGAGAUUGUAGAACUAGACGAUGAGGAUGACAAUGGGGGAAAUAAUGAUGAGGAUGAAACUAAUGGUUGGCUCAAUAGCGGUGAAUCCGACGCCAAAAUAGAGAUUAUCGAUUUAACGGAGGAAAACGAUGAUAACAAUAACGAUGAAAAUCUACCGCUCACAGAAGAAAUAAUUAGUAGUUGCUCUGUACAAUACCAUCUUACUUCCUCUACAGUAGUUGCUGUAUACGGCACUUCCCCUAUAGCAGUUGCUGUAUACGGUACUUCCCCUAUAGCAGUUGCUGUAUACGGUACUUCCCCUAUAGCAGUUGCUCCAUACGGUACUUCCCCUAUAGCAGUUGCUGUAUACGGUACUUCCCCUAUAGCAGUUGCUGUAUACGGUACUUCCCCUAUAGCAGUUGCUCCAUACGGUACUUCCCCUAUAGCAGUUGCUCCAUACGUUUCGAGUGCAAUUGAAAAUGGAGGAGAAGUAGUGGUGGCAGUUGAUGCAACUUGGCCAAAGUUGGACUUUAUAACAAAUUUCAUUGAAAGUUUAGCUGGUUUCAAUGAGACCCUUUACAUACCAGCGAUUGAAUUGAUUUUUGGGUUGGGAGAGGAUGAAGAGGAAGAGGAAUUGGACAUUUUUGCUGCUGAUGAAAAAGUGUACAAGACAGUUGUUGAAAAGUUGAAGCUUGAUCAAAGCUCGAUUGACAUUAUCAAUUUCAAUUUGGCUCAUAAAAAGUUUGCUCCGAGAAUAGUCGCCCAUUUUAGUUAUUAUGAGAGAAAAUUGUGUCCCAUUUUCAAGGAUAAAUUGCAAACAGUGUGUGCUCAUGAUCUGUUUGGGGAGCCAGUGGAAACCAAGAAUGGAGCUUUAACGUCGUGGGUCUUGUGUAACGAUAAAAUAUAUUGCUCGGCAAAUGAUUUAUUUGCGUUACGUACUGAUAAAUCAACAACUGCAGAUAUUCAAUUGUUUGACAGAGUCAUUGGAAACAAUGUUGACUCGCCCUUGUUGGAAUUCUACGGCGAUCCAAUGGCGGAAUCUACGAGAAAUAUUUUGAAAGUCUUGUAUCAAGAGGCAAAUUCCAAUAAGCUCCGUUUUGUUUGGCGUUAUAUACCUUCUCUGUCGAAAACUGCAGACUCAUUGAGCGGGUACGCCGCCCACCUUACUUUGAAUAGUGGGAAGAAUCAGAUUGAAAGGCCAUUUUCAAGUGAUCUAACCUUGCAGCGCGAUUUUCAAAAGAUAAACAAUUCUAAUGAGUUGAUCAAAGCUGAUGAAAAUUUAAACAAUGUGGGAACAAAGCUCAUUUCCUUUCUUUUUUCAAACAAGUAUAAGCUUCCACGGUUUGACAUUUUAAAGACCAUUUUGAACGAUUUGCCGAAAUAUAUGUAUUACCUACAAAACCAUCCUAAAGAUUAUCAUUUCGAAAAAGCAAAAACAAAAAUUGCAAGUAAUGAAGAAACAGGAUUACUGAAGGAUUCGUACGGUGUGUAUGUUAACGGGUCUCCAAUUCAUCCCUUGGAGUUGGAUAUUUUCAAACUUGAAGAGAAGAUUCAAAACGAAUUGAAAAUCAUUACUGAUUUGGUGAGUUUGGGAUUUAGUACAGUGCAGGCCAAACUAUUGAUCACUAAAUUUGCAUUGCUUUCAGCCGUAAAGCAAACUCAAUUUGAAAGCGGUAAUACCCUAAUGGGCAAUAAUGAAAAUAGGUUUAAAGUGUAUGAAAACGUGUUCAACAGAACAAUUGCUCACAAGGGGGGUGUUGUAUUGUUCAACGACAUUGAAAAUGACCGAAACUAUGACACUUAUCUGAGUGACAGAAACGAAGUGUACCUUGGUGCGGAAUCCCUUAGACUAAAGCUGAACCAGUUGCCCCCAUUAAGGGAAAACAUACACGAUCUUAUCUUUGCAAUAAAUUUUAGCAACAAACAACAAUUGAAGGCGUUUUUCACCUUAUCCAAGCUUAUUUUGGAUACAGGCAUACCCCAGCAACUCGGGUUGAUCCCCAUCGUGGCAGAUGACCCUUUGGAUAAAGAACUUGCUAAGAGACUCUAUCGUAUACUAGAAGUGCUGACGCCAAUUGAGGCAAUGGCUUUCCUAUACAGCUAUAUGGAGGCAAAGAACUCGCUGGAGAUUGAGAGGGUAUUGAAUAAAGUUGAGAUAACCGAUGAUUUUGAAAUUGAUAUUCAAGCAAUUGCUAGAAAAUUCUCAAUUACGUUGCCAUCUGUUAUCAUUAAUGGUGUUAUACAUGACAUGAGUCAGUCCAAUUGGCAAAUCCUAAUGAGUAAACAAAUCGCCCAAGAUGUUUCCCUUUUGAAAAGUUACCUCAGACAAGGACCCGUUGAAGGGAAACUUAAGGAUUUGCUUUACCUUAAUGCAAAAACUGAGAGGGAUUUGCGCAUACAUCCGCAAACCCCAAAAGAUGUUUUGUACAAGCUUGUAAACAAGGAUCUUUUCAAAGUGUCUUUUAGUUUCAAAAAAAUUGAUAAACCUAGCGGAGUGCUGGUGACGUUUUGGCUUAUAUCGGACUUUGGCAAUCAAGAAUCGAUCAAGCAACUUUGUAUAUUACUAGAGUUUAUGAAGAAAACCCCAAUUCAAAUACGUGUUGUAAAUUUAGGCAAUACCAAGUUUUUUACAAAACCUCAUGGUACAGAACACAAAUUAACGUCGUCUUUGACCAACUUUGAUAUUGAAAAGUUAAUAGAUUCAGUCAAGAGCGUCAAGUUGUCAACAGGUCCAAAUUUGGAGACGAGAAAGGUCUUGGAGAAGGCACAACUUCCUACUCAACAUUCUUACAUGUUGUUAAACUCUCGAUACUUGCGUUUGGAGCCUGCGGCUUUUUCCGUUGAAGACUUGACAAACCUUGUUGAUUUUGAAACUAAGGAACGGUUGAAAAUUAUAGAUGAUGUUGUACAAUCAUACCCAGACACGUUUUCUUUCAAGUUGGACGAAUAUAACUCAGUAGCUACUGGAAUAGACAAUAUGGAUUGGUUUGAUUUGGUGUCAAGUAUAGUCACAAAAUCAUUCCACACUGAUGAAAAAUUAUUUGUUGUUGAUGUUAAUAGAUUUGACUUUGAUUCUUUGGAUAUGUCCAACCUGAUUGAUGUUGUUGCAAGCGAUGAAACCAAGCCAAUAGAUGUGCUAGUCAUUAUUGAUCCAUUGGAAGAAUAUGCUCAAAAGGUUGUUAAUAUGCUCGACUUUUUUAGCUCCUUUUCCUUUUUGAACAUUAGAAUACUAUUGCAACCAAUACUGGAUUUUAGUGGGAACAAAAUGCCAAAUAGAUUCUAUAGAGGUGUCUAUCCCAACUCGUUGCCAAUGUUUGACCGUAAAGGAAGAUGGCUUCAAAACUACGCUGCUUCUGGAACUUUCAAUCUGUUGCCGUUGUUAGAGAGUUAUUCACUUAAUUUGGAUGUCCCAAGCAAAUGGGUGGUUGUUCCGAAAUCAAUUGCACCGUCUGUUGACUUGAAUAAUUUUACUGUCAAGGAUAAGAAAUUGUCCAUAAAGUACAGGUUAUCCAAUUUGAUUAUCCAAGGCUAUGCACGAGACAUAUAUACGGGAAAGGCACCAAAUAAUUUAACGUUUGAGUUACUGCAAGAUUCUGGUAAGAAAACGGACACUUUAGUUAUGUCUGCAUUGAACUAUUUCCAAUUAAAAGCUACCCCAGGUGUAAACACUCUCAAAUGUGGCUCUGACCAUGCAUUGUUAUCAGCAUCUUGCAACAAGUUUGAUUCUAAUUUGAAACCACUUGAAGGUGUGGAUGUUCCGGUAUUCAGCUUGGUGGGAGCAACAUUGUACCCAAGGAUUAUUCACCAAUCCAAUGAAUCAAAGGAGAAGAAACCACUGCAUUCUCAAAUCAACAUUUUUUCAAUUGCCAAUGGAGAAUGGCAAUCGGAGAAAUCUUUGAGUAUAAUGAUUGCUUCUGUGCGAAAACAUACAAGUAGCCUGGUUAAAUUUUGGAUCUUAAACAAUUACGUGUCGCCAACUUUUCAACAAUUGGUGCCGUUACUUGAGGAGAAGUACAAUGUGGCCAUAGAGUUGAUUACGUACAAGUGGCCCGAAUUUUUAAGGAAGCAAGAAAAUAAAAGAGAAAGGGAGUUGGCAGGCUACAAAAUCUUAUUCCUCGAUGUGCUUUUCCCGCAAGACCUUGAGAGAGUGAUAUUUAUGAGUUGCGAACAAAUAUGUCGUUCUGACUUGAUUGAGUUGGUCAAUAUGGAUCUAGAGGAAGCACCAUAUGCAUUUGCCACCCGAGGUGAUUCUAGGUUGAAUAUGGAUAAAUUCAAGUUUUGGAGACAGGGAUACUGGGCAGAUAUGCUAGCAAACGAAUUUAUAUACCACUUUAGCGACUUAUUCAUAGUGGACCUAGACAAGUUUAGAAAAUUUCGUUUUGGAGAUAGUUUACGCAGACAUUACCAAAAAUUAUCAAGCGACGCCAACACAUUGGUUCGUGUUGAUCUAGACUUGAUCAACAGUCUACAGCGGCAAAUUCCCAUUAAAACCUUGCCACAAGAAUGGCAGUGGAGUGAAAAAUGGUGUUGCGAUGAAGAUUUUGCAAAUGCGAAAGAAAUUGAUUUGAGUAGUUUGUUAACAAACGAAAAUAUACACCAAGCUGGAAAAAGACUCGUACCGGAAUGGACUAGAUAUGAAGAGGAAAUAGACUCAUUGGUUACAUUGACAAGGGUAAACCAAUUGGAAGAAGAAGAAGAAGAAGACAAAAGCCAAAUUUUUCAUUUGAACGAUGGGAACGAUGGGAACGAUGGUAGCGAAGAAUUUGAUUAUCAUGAUGAAUUGUAG